AUGGCAGACAUGCUGGCCGUCAUGCGGGAGGAGUCAUCGCGGAACGCGACGGUCAUCGCUGAACUGCGGGAGAUGCUCAAGGAGUUGCGAGAUGACAACCGUGAGCUCAGGACCCAGGUUAGCGUCCUCACCCAGCAGCUGGCGACCAUGAAAAAUGAGCAGAACGAGCAACUGGCGCAGACCAUUAAACAAGGUGCUGCAACAAUCAACAACCUGCCUCGCCGCAAAGCAACCAGCAGCCAGCAGAAGAAGGAGAAGCCGGCUCCGAAAGAAAAGCCUCAAAGGAGCCAGCAAAUAGAUCCGCAGCAGCAGUCGAAGCCUCGGCGGGAGAACCCGGAUCAGCAGCGGCAGCGGUCAAAGCAGCAGCAGCAUCCGCAUGGGCAGCAGGGUCGGCAGCAGCAGCAGGAAGAUGGGUUUACGAUGGUUGGCAAGAAAGGCCGCCCGGUUGAUAACAAACAAGGGCAUGACCAACACACCAACCAAGAAAAACCCCAGGUCAACAAAGGCAGGAGAAUUGACCAUCAGAGUGCUCCGAAGGAAAAGCAGAGCUUCGCCAGUCGACGAGGAGACUUUGGAGCAUUCGAUUGCAACGCCAAAGCCAACGAGCGCAUCACUAUCGUCAGCAGCGGCAUCACCAUCACCACCGCCGGCUACGCCGAUCUCUACAUUAGUAAUCGGGCGCACGAUGGCGAUGGACGAACUACCCCAGAGAGAGAUGGUCUCGUUGAACAGGGCGCAUCGGCCCACCUGGCAGCAUCAUCGGCCGAACCUGAAGCCCACAGAGGGCCGGAUUCAGGGGUGAUGGCAGACAUGCUGGCCGUCAUGCGGGAGGAGUCAUCGCGGAACGCGACGGUCAUCGCUGAACUGCGGGAGAUGCUCAAGGAGUUGCGAGAUGAUAACCGUGAGCUCCGGACCCAGGUUAGCGUCCUCACCCAGCAGCUGGCGACCAUGAAAAAUGAGCAGAACGAGCAACUGGCGCAGACCAUUAAACAAGGUGCUGCAACAAUCAACAACCUGCCUCGCCGCAAAGCAACCAGCAGCCAGCAGAAGAAGGAGAAGCCGGCUCCGAAAGAAAAGCCUCAAAGGAGCCAGCAAAUAGAUCCGCAGCAGCAGUCGAAGCCUCGGCGGGAGAACCCGGAUCAGCAGCGGCAGCGGUCAAAGCAGCAGCAGCAUCCGCAUGGGCAGCAGGGUCGGCAGCAGCAGCAGGAAGAUGGGUUUACGAUGGUUGGCAAGAAAGGCCGCCCGGUUGAUAACAAACAAGGGCAUGACCAACACACCAACCAAGAAAAACCCCAGGUCAACAAAGGCAGGAGAAUUGACCAUCAGAGUGCUCCGAAGGAAAAGCAGAGCUUCGCCAGUGUAGUAGAAGUUUGA
Messenger RNA from Anopheles coustani, 1374 nucleotides. Its product is annotated as ras-interacting protein RIP3-like. The record is from RefSeq and is a predicted model, not a curated record. The transcript has 4 exons. Bases 1 to 1374 code for a protein of 457 amino acids. NCBI's taxonomy places the organism in Eukaryota, Metazoa, Arthropoda, Insecta, Diptera, Culicidae.